UUGCUUAGGAUUUGGUGGCCUCGACGGAAGAGGAGAAGAACUACAAAGGGAUAUGUAUUGCCAUUUGUGUGAUCGGAUGCAUUUGCUCCCUCAUUAUCACUUCCAUCAUACUUCUCACUCCAGACAAUGGCCUCAAACGAGUAAAGUAUCCGCGCCUUAGAAUCGAAGAAAUCGCAGCCAAUGUGUUUCAACCCAAAGAUUUCGAUGGGAUUUGGAUAUCAGGUGUGGAAUCGACUCUAUUCUCUAAUCAAUACUCACUAUAA
This is a messenger RNA of Oppiella nova, 263 nucleotides long. NCBI's taxonomy places the organism in Eukaryota, Metazoa, Arthropoda, Arachnida, Sarcoptiformes, Oppiidae. The record is from the annotation of a GenBank genome assembly.